This is a messenger RNA of Cucurbita maxima (winter squash), 2448 nucleotides long. Its product is annotated as influenza virus NS1A-binding protein homolog. The coding region runs from base 284 to 2275 and encodes 663 amino acids. The record is from RefSeq and is a predicted model, not a curated record. The transcript is spliced from 11 exons. Gene Ontology annotation, molecular function: protein binding. Lineage: Eukaryota; Viridiplantae; Streptophyta; Magnoliopsida; Cucurbitales; Cucurbitaceae. Gene Ontology annotation, biological process: response to endoplasmic reticulum stress.
CGUUGUUGAGAAACGCGAAAGCCUCAUUUCGCGCUCUGUUUUGAGAUUUCACGCCGUAAAGCACAGUCCCGCUCUGUUCGUCUCUCUCUCUUUCGCGACUGUGAGAGAGUUAGCGAAAGAGUUAACAGGGAACUUCAUUAUCAUGAUGCGAGGAUUUUCAUUUUAGAUCUCGUGAAGGAAGAGUUACCAGAUAUUGAGACCUCUAUCUGAAUCCAUUUCCGUGAAAGCUUAGUUUGUUCAAACGGCGAGUUCUUCAUUUGAAUCGGUCGCCUGCGGUGAAAGAAUGAAUACAGGACAGAGAGCUCUAAAGUUCAAAGCUGGAUCUUCUGCUCGAUUGGAUGCUGAUGAAGUGUACAGAAAUUUGAGCAAGUGUCACCUUGGAAGCGUAAUAUUUGGAUGCACGAACAGCACCAUAAAGGAAUGUCUUUCUAACCAGCUUUUUGGCUUGCCUUCUCAACACUUUUCAUAUGUGAAGAACAUUGAUCCUGGUUUGCCUUUGUUUCUAUUCAACUAUAGCGAGAGAAAGUUGAAUGGUAUCUUUGAGGCGGCUAGUUCAGGACAGAUAAAUAUUAAUCCAUAUGGGUGGACUACUGAUGGUUCAGAGAGAACACUUUAUCCAGCUCAGGUUCAAAUUCUUGUUCGGAAGCUGUGCCAACCUUUGUUAGAAAAUCAGUUCAAGCCUAUAAUUAAGGACAACUAUUAUAGCCCCAAUCAUUUCUGGUUUGAGCUUGACCAUGCUCAGACAAAUAAGUUGAUUUCUUUAUUAUCAUCUCAAGCAAUGACUCCACAUGUACCACAAUUUACAACGAACUGCAGACCUUGCUGUACAGUCCUCCCCUCCUUGGAAUCAAGGGAUGAAGGUGAAAAGAUCAAAUCACAAAUUAUGGAGGAGCACUUUGACCUGGAAAGUCAAGUAGUGGACGCUGUAGAUGUUACUUCCUCAUUAGAUGCAGGGAAUAGUUCACUUGGAGCUCAUUGUUAUGCAAAUGAAUCCGAUGAAGAGUUGAAGUGCCGAAUAUUGCAUAAACUACAACAAUUUGCUAUAAAGCAUCAUGAAAGUUCAAUGUUGCCUUUAACAAGUGAUAUGAAUCAUACUACCAUUAAUAAGGGCAAUAAUUUGGUGAAUAAUGGUAGUUCCGGUGAACCAAUAAAGUCCAAAGAGAGCAAUGAAGAGGACUUUGGUACUUUGACUGGACUUCAGUCUCCAAUUGCGAAGUUGGUUCAAGAGCUACAAGAGCUUAAGGAUUCUAAUGCAGAACAAGCUAGGAGAAUAGUUUUCUUGGAGGAAAAGCUGUUGGCGGCAGAAGGUGAAAUCCAGGAGUUGAAGGGUCGUAUAACGUCUAAUUAUUUGCCAAACUCAAAUGCAGUAGAAGCAAAGAGGGUAGUGGUGGAGGAACAAUUGGAAGACUUGUGUUUGGACCCUGAUGAAUCCAUUUUUCUUAUUGGAGGAUAUGAUGGUGCAUCACACUUGUCAACUUUGGAAUUGUACGACCCUUCUAGCGAUAUGAUUAAAUCACUUCGGCCGAUGAGCUCUGUACGUGCAUAUGCUUCUGUUGCAUGGUUGAAUAGUCAGCUUUAUGUUUUUGGUGGUGGUAAUGGUUGUGCAUGGUAUAACACAGUUGAAUCAUAUAACCUGGAGACCGAUCAGUGGACCUUGUGCCCUUCUUUAAAUCUGGCAAAAGGAAGCCUCGGAGGAGUUAGCAUUGGUAACAAAUUAUUUGCUAUUGGUGGUGGAAAUGGUAUUGAGUCGUUCUCUGGUGUUGAAAUGCUUGACAUGGAACUUGGACGAUGGAUUUGUACAAGGUCAAUGCUACAAAGGCGAUUUGCUGUUGCUGCAGUGGAGCUCAAUGGUGUACUUUAUGCAACAGGGGGGUUUGAUGGUAAUGACUAUAUGAGGUCUGCUGAAAGGUUUGACAUCAGAGAACAUUCAUGGACUCAAAUCCCUAGUAUGAAUGCAAAGCGAGGAUGUCAUUCAUUGGUGACUUUGAACGAGAAACUUUAUGCUCUUGGGGGAUUUGAUGGAGAUUCCAUGGUUUCGAGCGUUGAAGUAUAUGAUCCACGUAUGGAAUCGUGGAUCGAUGGGGAACCCAUGAAUAAGACGCGAGGAUAUGCGGCAGCUGGAGUCAUCAAUGAAUCCAUAUACAUAAUUGGAGGUGUGUUAGUUGAUGACAAAAUUUUGAACACGGUUGAGAGUUAUAAAGAAGGGUGCGGCUGGCAGGAAAAGACGUCCAGGGUUCUAAGGAAAAGAUGUUUCCAAUCGGCUAUCGUUCACUGAGCGUGAGAAGAGGCUCCACCUGCACGUAGUUGGUAUGUUGGUAAUAUCCAUAGCUGCAAUGGUUUCCUUUUGAAUAGCAAAGAGGCAUAAACUCCCGACUUUUCAACAUCGGUAGUCAAAAUCUCAAAUCUAUUGAAAACACAAAAGUAAAAACAAGCCUAGUUGAUUCAAAA